AAAGUUCGAAACGGUUAAUUGGCGGGAAGCUUUCUGUCUCAGUUCUUGAACCUUCAUUAAACCCUAAUCAGAGGAACAUUUAGAUCUUUUGGGAUCAACAAUAAUGGCGACGGCUGGAUUAUGUCGUCGAAUCCUUCCAUCACCUUCCGCCAUUGAUUUUGCUUCCAUUGAAGGCAAGAAACUUCACAUGGAAGCUCUUCGAGAUGGAACCUUGGAAGGUUAUUUUAAAUUGAUUUCCCACUUUCAGACGCAGUCUGAGCCUGCAUAUUGUGGAUUAGCCAGUCUUUCAAUGGUCUUAAAUGCACUUGCCAUUGAUCCUGGGAGAACCUGGAAAGGACCAUGGAGAUGGUUUGAUGAGUCUAUGUUGGACUGCUAUGAGCCUCUAGAAAAAGUUAAAUCUAAAGGGAUUUUCUUUGGGAAACUCACUUGUUUGGCUCACUGUGCUGGUGCAAAUGUUCAAGCUUUCCGUACUAACAAGAGCUCUAUCAAAGAGCUCAGGAAUUAUGUAGAGAAAUGUUCAAAAUCUGAUGAGUGUCAUGUCAUCUCUCACUAUCAUAGGGGAAUUUUCAAGCAGACUGGAUCCGGUCACUUCUCUCCUAUUGGUGGUUAUCAUUCUGGAAGAGACUUAGCACUGAUCCUGGAUGUUGCACGUUUUAAAUACCCACCUCAUUGGGUCCCAUUAUCUCUUCUUUGGGAAGUGAUGGAUACUACUGUUGGAGAAAGCUGUGAACGCAGAGGGUACAUGCUUAUAUCAAGACCGCAACAAGAUCCAGCACUUCUAUAUAACUUGAGCUGCAAACAUGACAGCUGGGCCAGUAUAGCAAAAUACUUGGUGGAGGAUGCUCUUCUCUUGAGGUCAGAAGAUGGAAAGGACAUUGUGGGGGCCAUCUCCGUUGUUUGCAUAUCAUUACCCUCAAACUUUAGGGAAUUUAUUAAGUGGGUGGCUGAAGUUCGAAGGCAUGAAGACGAUGAUCUAGGUCUAAGCCAGGAGGAGAUGAGAAGGUUGAUGCUGAAGGAAGAGUUACUUAAACAAGUUCAGGAGACAGAUUUAUACAAGCAAGUAACCAAAUUUCUUUCCUCAGCAUACAUGUGUUCCAGAAAUGGUGCCAUGUUAGGUCACGAGCACAGUUUAUCCGAUGUUGCAGCAGCUGUUUGUUGUGAGGUGGCAGGAUUUUUAACUAGUCAACCUGGAUCUUCUGGUGGAUUUUUCUGUGAGAAAACAUGUGUAAAAUGGAUAAGCGGUGAUGGUGGCAAGCCCGUAACAAUAGUCUCUGGAACAGUAAAGGAUGGUUUGAGUAAUCAUGGGCUUCAAAUUUUGGUCCCCAUAAUUUAUCAGCAAUCCAAUUGCUGCUUCGACCCAAGGGAUUGUUUGGGAAUGCACCCUACUGGAAAUGAUGUUUUAUUUGUACUUUUGCUUGCACUGCCUAUGCAAACAUGGUCUGGUAUUAAGGAUGAAUCACUUGCGCAAGAAUUGGCAAGCCUUGUUUCAACUGAAAAUCUUCCGGUUUUACUGAAGGAUGAGGUAUUGCACUUGCGACGUCAACUCAUUCUUCUCAAGAGAUGUCAAGCUAACGAGAUGGAUGGUGAUCUAAGUGCACCUCCCUUGUAGUUGUUAAUGUAUAAUAUUCUCAAAUUAAUCUAAACAAUUUGAUGUAACAAUGUUGUAUGUAGUUUUAUAAAUAUAUUAAAUGUAUUAUUAUUUUAAGUUGUUUUUGAUAAAAAUAAUAUGUUGAUUUUAUACUACUAUAAUAAAAAAUU
Amaranthus tricolor (Joseph's coat) is the source of this 1758-nucleotide messenger RNA. RefSeq names its product glutathione gamma-glutamylcysteinyltransferase 1-like. Lineage: Eukaryota; Viridiplantae; Streptophyta; Magnoliopsida; Caryophyllales; Amaranthaceae. Gene Ontology annotation, molecular function: glutathione gamma-glutamylcysteinyltransferase activity; metal ion binding. The record is from RefSeq and is a predicted model, not a curated record. Gene Ontology annotation, biological process: cellular detoxification of cadmium ion; phytochelatin biosynthetic process; response to metal ion.